AUGAUCGGCGGGAGCAUCGUGGGGGACGUGCUUUACAGCAUCGCCACGGGCGAGGAGGAAGGGCGCUCGCGCGCUCGCAUCCUCGCGUUUGCUGCUAAACGGUACCAAACAGCGGUGGAGCGCAACCCCCGGGACUACGACGCGCUCUACAACUGGGCGCUGGUGCUGCAGGAGAGUGCGGACAACAGCGGGCCCGAAGCGGGGCUGCAGGGGAAGGACGCUCUCCUGGAGGAGGCGUGCCGCAAAUACCAGGCCGCUAGUGUGCUGUGUGGCACGCUGCACGAGGUGAGGGGGGGAGAGGGGUGGGAGGCAGACAGUGAGGAGGUAGACAGAGAGGAGGCAGACAGAGAGGAGGCAGACAGAGAGGAGGUAGACAGAGAGGAGGCAGACAGAGAGGAGGCAGACAGAGAGGAGGUAGACAGAGAGGAGGUAGACAGAGAGGAGGCAGACAGAGAGGAGGUAGACAGAGAGGAGGUAGACAGAGAGGAGGUAGACAGAGAGGAGGUAGACAGAAGGAUGCACGAGGCCUUCUACAACUGGGCCAUUGCCAUUUCUGACCGAGCCAAGAUCCGAGGCAGGACUGCCGAAGCUGAGGACCUCUGGAAGCAGGCUACUCUCCCUGAGUUCACCGUUCACCCAACCCAACCACUCCGAAAUCCUUUCCCUCACUCCAAGUAUGAACGAGCAGUGCAUCUUUAUUGGGACCACCCUCCAGGCGCUCAACAAUUGGGGGCUGGUGCUGCUUCAUUGGGGGGGAGAGGCCAAGACGCUUUCUUCCAACCCACUCCCUCUGAGCUCGUGCACCUCUCUCAACCCCUCCCCACUCCCUUCACUCACCCCCAUCACCAGGCGUGCAGCAAGUACGAGCGGGCAGUGCAGCUCAACUGGGACUCGCCCCAGGCGCUCAACAACUGCCUUGCCCUCUGCUUGUCUGAACCCACCUACUUCACUCCACACCUCUCAACCCCUCCCAACUCCCACCCCGCCAGGCGUGCAGCAAGUAUGAGCAGGCAGCGUGCGUGCAGCAAGUACGAGAGGGCAGUGCAGCUGAACUGGGACUCGCCCCAGGAGCUCAACAACUGGGGGCUGGCGCUGCAGGAGGACGGGAAUGUGUAUGCUCCCAACCCACUCGCGCUGGGCUCGUGCACACCUCCCAACCCCUCUCAACUCCCUCUCCCCACCCCACCAGGCGUGCAGCAAGUACGAGAGGGCAGUGCAGCUGAACUGGGACUCGCCCCAGGAGCUCAACAACUGGGGGCUGGCGCUGCAGGAGGACGGGAAUGUGCGUGCAGCAAGUACGAGAGGGCAGUGCAGCUGAACUGGGACUCGCCCCAGGAGCUCAACAACUGGGGGCUGGCGCUGCAGGAGGACGGGAAUGCGUGCAGCAAGUACGAGAGGGCAGUGCAGCUGAACUGGGACUCGCCCCAGGCGCUCAACAACUGGGGGCUGGCGCUGCAGGAGCUGAGCACCAUUGUGCCGGCCAAGGACAAGCGCAAGGUGGUGCGCAAGGCCAUCAACAAGUUCCGAGCAGCCAUCCGCCUGCGAUACGACUUUCACCGAGCCAUCUACAACCUCGGCACCGUGCUGUACGGCCUGGCAGAGGACACAAUGAAGCAGGCCAAGAGCAAGACGGGGGUCAUGCCGGACCGCACCACCCACCCGGCCAACGAGGUCUACAGCCAGUCUGCUGUGUACAUCGCUGCUGCUCAUGCCCUCAAGGCCGAUUACCCCGUGUACCGCAAUGCUCUUCGGCUCGUGCGCACCAUGCUGCCCCUCCCGUAUCUCAAGGGCGGCUACCUCACAGUGCCACCUGGCGGCAACUCAUUGGCUCCCCAUGCGGAGUGGCUCAGGCUCUGGUUUGUGCUGGACCAUGAGCGGCUCAAGGAGGGCAAGAAGCCCGAGCCUAAGCAACCCCACAGCAACCUGACCUCCCGCCGCAACACAGCCAACUCCCAGACCUCUGUAACAGCUUCGAUCGUCCCCAAGCCUGAGCCCGCUCCCCCAACUGCUGCCGCACCUGCCGCGCCCGCCAACGCUGGAACCGCUGGUUCAGCUGCUGCCACGUCAGAUGGGGGAAGGUGGUCGUCGGAUGCCAUGGGUGGGCGGCCAAACUUGUCUUCUAGUGUGGAGGAUGCAGUUUCUGCACUGCCGCCUCCACCGAUUCAAGUGGAUAUUGGCCAGAUUGUGUCAGUGGAGGCUUGUGCUGAUCUCAGCCUGCCGGCUGGUGGAGGCAUUGUGCUGGACACUGUAGAUGGGCCAUUUUACAUGGUGGCGGACGAUUGGGACUCCAUGGAUGCUUGGGUGGAUGCAAUUCGUCUGGUGUACACGAUCUAUGUGCGAGGGAAAUCAGAAGAUCUUGCAGCAGUUCUCGCUGCUUAA
Closterium sp. NIES-65 is the source of this 2379-nucleotide messenger RNA. Lineage: Eukaryota; Viridiplantae; Streptophyta; Zygnematophyceae; Desmidiales; Closteriaceae. The record is from the annotation of a GenBank genome assembly.